AUGAGCUACUACGGCAAUUACUACGGAGGCCUGGGCUAUGGCUUUGGCGGAUUUGGCUCUCGCUAUGGAUGUGGUUGUAGCAGCUUCCACAGACUGGGCUGUGGCUAUGGGGGCUAUGGAUAUGGAUCUAACCAUGGAGGCUAUGGAUACGGAUGUAGCCAUGGAGACUAUGGAUUUGGCUCUCACUGUGGAGGCUAUGGAUAUGGCCCUGGCCAUCAAGGCUAUGGAUAUGGGUGUUGUCACCGCCCAUCUUUUCUCAGUGGAUAUGGCUUCUCCGGAGUCUACUGA
Messenger RNA from Elephantulus edwardii (Cape elephant shrew), 288 nucleotides. Its product is annotated as keratin-associated protein 19-1-like. The coding region runs from base 1 to 288 and encodes 95 amino acids. Lineage: Eukaryota; Metazoa; Chordata; Mammalia; Macroscelidea; Macroscelididae. The transcript has a single exon. The record is from RefSeq and is a predicted model, not a curated record.